AACCCAAUACCCCAUGUUGUCUUCCUCCUCUGUUAACAGAGGGGAUGUGGACGCCGUGCGGCCGCUCGUGGUCGCGGAUGGCCACGUGCCGGCCAGCCGCCGCACCCCCGACGUCCUACAAGACGCCCCUGUCCCCCCUCCACGAACCCUAGAUCCCCAUUCGCCCCUCUCCCUGUCCCCUCUCCUCGAUCUGGAAGGACUUGAACCGCCGCCGCCAUGGAGCCCCUGGCCCGCGUGGCCACCAUUGCCCCCGAGUCGUGAGAGGUCGUCCACAACAAGCGUCGUCGUCUACUGCAUCAUCUACAAGGAGCAGCUCGAGCUCCUCGCCUCUUCAUCGAGCUGUUCGCCGUCGUCUUCAACCUCUGGCACCGGAGAUCGCUACCACCGCUCCAUGUGCUUUAAGCCUCCCCCGAGCACACUAGGCUGCUCUACGAGUUCUCCAUGCUGGAGCCCAGGAGCUUGACGCCAUCGUCGACGAUGACUCCUACUACAUCGGAG
Triticum aestivum (bread wheat) is the source of this 498-nucleotide messenger RNA. RefSeq lists its product as uncharacterized. The transcript is spliced from 2 exons. The record is from RefSeq and is a predicted model, not a curated record. NCBI's taxonomy places the organism in Eukaryota, Viridiplantae, Streptophyta, Magnoliopsida, Poales, Poaceae. The coding region runs from base 14 to 463 and encodes 149 amino acids.